This is a messenger RNA of Phycodurus eques (leafy seadragon), 2595 nucleotides long. It is a transcript of the gene dclk3, whose product is annotated as doublecortin-like kinase 3. Lineage: Eukaryota; Metazoa; Chordata; Actinopteri; Syngnathiformes; Syngnathidae. Gene Ontology annotation, molecular function: protein kinase activity; ATP binding. The record is from RefSeq and is a predicted model, not a curated record. Gene Ontology annotation, biological process: intracellular signal transduction; protein phosphorylation.
AUGAAUGCAAACACACGGGCAGCAUGUGCACACACGCACGCACACAAAAGAGACUCACCGAGUUGCUUCAUGUAAUCGUCAAAGUUCUCGCUGCUUUUCAGGUUCCAGGUGCCCACGAAAGCCUCGGCCAUGAUGUCUGCAGAAAGGUGGAGGAAUGAGGAGAGUGUGUGAAAGGGUGGGUGUGUGUGUGUGUGUGAGAGAGCGAGAGAGAGAGAGAGAGAGAGAGAGAAAGAAGGCAGACUGCAGAAGGAGGAGGAGGAGAAGGAAGUGCCGCGUUCCUACUGGCUGGCUUGGCACCGGCUGUUGUGAUGUCAUCGGGCGGUGCGAGAGGCGCCUGCGAAAGGGGAAGCGAGGAGGACGGCCGGGAAAUGGCAUCGCCGACGAAGGCUCGCUUCGGCUGCGACGCGGCAAGGAAAUGGAGAGCGACGGCAGCCCCCGGCCCGUCUUCGAAGCGUACCUGCGCCGCCGUGCCCCCUGUGCCCCCGCCCCCCUGGCACGCUCGCCCUCGCCACCGCCCGGGGCAGAGCCGAGCCGCCGGCCCUCACCUGCCGUUCUUCCACGGGCGCCACGCGGAGGAGAGCGCCGAGCGCCCCCACCUGGUCACCGUCGUGCGGCCCGGUCAGAACGCGCCACGGAAGGUGACAGUGCUUUUGAACCGCAGGGGCGUGGUCUCCUUCGAUCAGCUCCUAUCGGACGUCUCGGAAGCGCUCGGGUUCCCUCGUUGGCACAGAUCGCGAGUGACCCGCCUCUACAGCGCCUUCGCCCGAGAGGUGAAGAGCGUUGGCGACUUCUUCCGCGGCGACACGGCCCUCCUGGCGCUGGGCAAAGCUCGCCCGCAGCUGAGCGGCCUGCAGGAGGCGCUGGAGGAGCUGUUCCCCGACCAGUCCCGCUACCGGACCGAGGCGCUGCUGGUCUGGGAGAAGAAGCUCCGAGCGGCGCCGGAUAAGGCCGCCAAGGCGGACAGCGGCUACGGCGAGGGGGCGGACGACAAGGACGCCGCGGAAGAGCGACCGCCGCCCGAGACGGAGGAGCCGAGGAAGGGGACGGCCGGGAAAGUCGCUCGCCUUCCGAACCGUCUCCAGAAGCUCCGGGUGAGGGGCGCGGUCUGCGAGGAAACGCCGCCUCCCGUCGGCCGAUUCCAACGGGAGCGAGAGAGGGGCUCGGUUCCUCUCUGUGAAAACUGCUUGUCGAGCCCGCAGUGGAUCGACCCGCUCUCGGGAAGAACCCCGCUGCCCCCCGUGUGCCGGAAGCAAACGGGAAGCUCAACACAAGGCUGGAAGAGUCGUCCCGAGAUGUGGAGCGACUGCUCGGGGCCUCCGUCGGAGGGCAGCGAGGUCUCCGAGGCCGACGUGGCUCGCCUCUACGACGUGGGGCGCCUCCUGGGGGACGGCAACUUCGCGGUGGUGCGCGAGUGCCGGCGCCGCGCCGACGGCCGGACGCUGGCCGUCAAGAUGGUGGAGCGCUCGCGGCUGCUGGGCCGUGAGCACGUGCUGCAGAACGAGCUGAGCCUGCUGGCCAGCCUGCGGCACCCGCGCGUGGUCAGGCUGCUGGCGCACCACCGCACGCCCGCCACGGCCUACCUUGUCAUGGAGCUGGCCCGCGGCGGCGACCUCUUCGAUGCCGUCAGCCGGCGCGGAAGCUUCGGCGAGGACGAGGCCGCGCUGAUGGCGGCCGACGUGAGCGAGGCGCUCGAGUACAUCCACCGCAGGAGCGUCGUCCACCGGGACGUCAAACCCGAAAACCUGCUGAUCGUUCACGCAGUUCCCGGCAUGACCAGACUGAAGCUGGCCGACUUCGGCCUCGCCCAGGUCGUGAGCGAGCCCGUCUUCACCAUCUGCGGCACGCCCACCUACGUCGCGCCCGAGAUCCUGUCCGAGACAGGAUACGGCCUGGAGGUGGACAUGUGGGCGCUGGGGGUCAUUCUCUACAUCCUACUGUGCGGCUUCGCCCCUUUUCGAAGUCGGCAUCGGGACCAGGAGGAGCUUUUUGAGAUCAUCAAACAGGGGCAACUGCACUUCCUGCCCCCCUAUUGGGACGCCAUCUCAGAAGACGCCAAAGGCCUGGUCUCGGGCCUCCUCCGCUCCGACCCGGUCGUCAGGAUGACGGCAGAGCAGACGCUGCAGCAUCCCUGGCUGACGGCCAUGGCGGCCAGCUGCCAGCAGAAGGCGCUGGAGAGCCAACGCGAGACCUGGAAGGAGGAACAACCGCCCAGACCAGCACCGCUACACAGAGAGAAGGUCCAGAAGGCACCGGGAGAAGACCCAGAAACUGGAAGGGCCGAAAGCAAGGAGCAGGCUUCAGACCCGACGAGUUGAGACACUCGAACGGGCUGAAACGAGCCAACGAUCGAAACAACUAAUUGGUUUACAAUAGAUAUGUCAAAAACUUUCUAGUUCAGUGAAGCUAACGUGCAUGUCUGUGGAAUGUGGAAGGACGAAAACCAAUCGUCAGUGGGAGAGUGGAUGUUGCCGACAUUGCAGAUCAAUGUCGUUGCCCCUCGAAAGGCCAUCGUCAACGGGUGGGGGGCGGUUGCCGAUUUAAGUUUUUGCCCCUGGAAAACCGAUUGUCAACGGUCGGUAGUGAUCGAAAUUUUAU